This is a messenger RNA of Drosophila sechellia, 1487 nucleotides long. RefSeq lists its product as uncharacterized. The record is from RefSeq and is a predicted model, not a curated record. NCBI's taxonomy places the organism in Eukaryota, Metazoa, Arthropoda, Insecta, Diptera, Drosophilidae. The transcript has 4 exons. Bases 19 to 1089 code for a protein of 356 amino acids.
AACAGUAAGCACUCGGUUAUGAAAUCGCUCGCCGGCGAUAAAUUUGCUCUGUCCGAUGACAUCGGGCCACCGCCUUGUUCUCCCAAACAGCGAAAAGCAAGUGCCGUGUGUAGGGACAAGGCUACGAAUAACCAUCAUGUGGUGCCGCUGGGCAUCCUCGUGGUGCUCUGCACUGUGUAUCUCAUGGUAGCCGGGAUGCAGAGCAACUACAGGCACUAUUUUAAGCCGGGCGUGGCUGCCUUCGACCUGCACCAUGCCCAACCGGAAGACAUGGCCGAGCCCGAGUUGGAUGUCGCCGCUCCAGAUGCAUCUUGCCGGAAGAUGGACGUUUUCACGAAGGAAUCCAAUCGGAAUCAGGCAGUUUCAAGAAGAUCCCAAGGCAGGCCCACGAAGAGAACCAAACGGCAAAACGGGAAUGGGGUCAGCAAGCAACCUCGCUUGAUGAAGUCCUCGGAGGGGCACAAGAAGAAGGAAGCCGGCAAGAAGAGUAACACCGCGGAGCCCAUUAUUUACCUGUUUGCCCUGGUGUUUGUCUAUCUACUGCUGAAGGCCGCCUCGGACAUCAACCAGCACUACAAGUCGCAGAACAAAGGGGACAAACGACUGCGCCGCUGCUCGCUGCAAUCCUAUGCCCAGAUCCACAAGCAGGAUCGCCGGUCAUCAAAAGUGGAGGAGUCCCCCAUCUUCCGGCGCAGGCAUAUUAUCAGCGAGGAGCGUUCCGUGUCGGUGGAUCGCUUCAAGUACACGCUGAACGAUGAGGGAGGCUUCACGAAGUCCGUUCCGCGGGCUCAGGAGUAUCACUACAGGGUGGUAUCUCCUUUGGCCAGCCGGCCCAGUCAGCAGCAUCCGCUUAGGCCGGGAUCCGGAGAAGCCCGUUUCGAGCCUCGCCUAAACCGUCGCUCCUCGGUUCCCAUCAGCAUUAACUAUCAAACGGUGCACGUAUCGAGUCCACAUCCACCGGAAAUGGGCAGGCGCGGCUCGGUGAUAAGCCUCACUGGGCCACCACCAGAGGUCAGUGGCAUGGCCAGUGGUAUGCCAAGUGGAGCCGCUGAUCCAAAGCGGCGCGUCCGCAUGAUAAAUCGUCAUUGAAGUCCAGAAGUCCAGAUGAGAUCAGGACACAGCCCAUCGAAAUUGCAAAGAGACUACAGUGGUUGAACAAACCAUUCAGAAACAGAAGCCGCACACGUUGUAGUCCUUCUUAAUGCGUUUCUUUUAAUCAGUUAAUUAUGUUAUAUUAUUCAAGUGUUUUAAAAAAACGUACAAAGAAUAUUCUUCUCGAAGACACCGAAUUAACGCCCAUUCGGCGGGCAGCCGUUUGCCGCAGCAUUUUGCCAUCCUAUUGUACAUUAUUCUACUUAGGGCAAGAUUAAAAAAAUCUUAGGCUAGCGUAGUGUUUAGUUUGGAAUUCAGUACCUAUGAUAUUACCAUUAUCUACGAUCUAACUACGAACUUGUGAUGCUCAUUACAAUUACAAUGACAAUUACAUA